Ailuropoda melanoleuca (giant panda) is the source of this 977-nucleotide messenger RNA. It is a transcript of the gene GOSR2, whose product is annotated as golgi SNAP receptor complex member 2. Lineage: Eukaryota; Metazoa; Chordata; Mammalia; Carnivora; Ursidae. Gene Ontology annotation, biological process: vesicle fusion; intra-Golgi vesicle-mediated transport. Gene Ontology annotation, molecular function: SNARE binding; SNAP receptor activity. The record is from RefSeq and is a predicted model, not a curated record. Gene Ontology annotation, cellular component: Golgi apparatus; SNARE complex; endoplasmic reticulum membrane. The transcript has 6 exons. The coding region runs from base 86 to 724 and encodes 212 amino acids.
CUGCGGCCGGAAGCCGGAAGCCGGAAGCGGGGCUGUGAGGACGUGUUCCGAGGAAGCCCGGGCCGGACCCGGCGGGGCCGGCGACAUGGAGCCGCUGUACCAGCAAACGCACAAGCAGGUCCACGAGAUCCAGUCUCACAUGGGACGCCUGGAGACAGCAGACAAGCAGUCUCUGCACUUAGUAGAAAAUGAAAUCCAAGCACGCAUAGACCAGAUAUUUAGCCAUCUAGAACGUCUGGAGAUUUUGUCCAGCAAGGAGCCCCCUAACAAAAGACAGAAUGCCAAACUUCGUGUUGACCAGUUAAAGUAUGAUGUCCAGCACCUGCAGACCGCUCUCCGAAACUUCCAGCACCGGCGAUACGCAAGGGAACAGCAGGAGAGACAGCGGGAGGAGCUUCUGUCUCGCACGUUCACCACUAACGACUCUGACACCACCAUCCCAAUGGAUGACUCGCUGCAGUGCAACUCCUCCCUCCAGAAAAUUCACCACGACGUGGAUGAGCUCAUUGGAGGAGGGCACAGUAUUCUGGACCAACUGAGGGCCCAGAGACUGACCUUGAAGGGGACCCAGAAGAAGAUCCUUGACAUCGCCAACAUGCUAGGCUUGUCCAACACCGUGAUGCGGCUCAUCGAGAAGCGGGCUUUCCAGGGCAAGUACUUUAUGAUCGGCGGGAUGCUGCUCACCUGUGUGGUCAUGUUCCUUGUGGUGCAGUACCUGACGUGAGCCGGCCCGGCCCGCGGCUGCGCAUCGUUCCCGCUGCGUGAGAGUCUGUGAGAGUGUGUGCGUGAGCGAGGGGGGUCCCAGAGGCUGCCUCCUGAAAUGUAUGCCCUUCUUAACUGUGAAGACCACUUGGAAGUAAUUGUGAUGUGUAACCUAGUGGGGGUUUCAAACCUGCUCUGUGUUCUGGAAUACCUUGGAGGGGGAGUUAGUGCCACCAGGAUGCACGAAGCUUAGGAAAUGAAAGCAGUACCUGUUC